UAAAGCGACCCAGCCACGGUCACGCUGCUAUGAAAAUAAAAGUGAAUUACAAAUUUAGCAGUAGUAAUAUGUUAACCAAACCGCUCCCGCGCUUAAUUAGUGUCGUUUAAGCUUGCAGCCACCCUAGCCCUAUAAAAUUCACUGAGUAGUGAGUGAGACAAAUUCAGAGAGAGUGAGCGAAAGAGCAGAGAGCGUGUGUGUCGGUGCCUCUGUGCGUUUGUGUAUGUGUGUGUGUGUGUGGUGCAUCAAGGCUGAUAAAACUAAAUCCAAAACUGCAAUUGCAACUAAAUUUGAAACAAACUCCGAAAGCGUUUUCUAACUGCGCACAAAUCAACACAACAAAAUGGAAGCGGUUGCCAAACACGAUUUCUCGGCGACGGCCGACGACGAGCUGAGUUUUCGCAAAACUCAGAUCCUGAAGAUAUUAAAUAUGGAAGACGAUUCAAAUUGGUAUCGUGCGGAGCUGGAUGGAAAGGAAGGCCUCAUACCCAGUAAUUACAUAGAAAUGAAGAAUCACGACUGGUACUACGGACGCAUCACACGCGCCGAUGCCGAGAAGCUACUGUCAAAUAAGCACGAAGGCGCCUUCUUGAUACGCAUCAGCGAAUCCAGUCCCGGCGAUUUCUCCCUAUCAGUCAAAUGCCCCGAUGGCGUUCAGCAUUUCAAGGUUCUGCGCGAUGCCCAAAGCAAAUUCUUCCUCUGGGUGGUCAAGUUCAACUCCCUCAACGAACUGGUCGAAUAUCAUCGGACGGCGAGCGUUUCCCGGUCGCAGGAUGUCAAAUUGCGUGAUAUGAUACCUGAAGAGAUGCUCGUGCAGGCGCUGUACGAUUUUGUGCCACAGGAAUCCGGGGAAUUGGACUUCAGACGCGGCGAUGUCAUCACCGUCACAGAUCGCUCCGAUGAGAACUGGUGGAACGGCGAGAUCGGCAAUAGGAAAGGAAUCUUCCCAGCAACUUAUGUGACGCCAUAUCAUUCAUAAUAAGAUAACUUCUAAGGAGGGACGCCACACACACAACCCUCUCCGGGAAACGCGAAAAACACAACACACACCCCAUAACGAUUAGGCAGCAUCAUCAGCAAUUGCGAAUAACAACAAGAAGGAACUAAACACAAAUUUUAAAUAUUUAUAUACAAGAAACGUGGACAUAAAUUCUGUAGACAACGUAUACAACACAACAAUUUUAAGCCUAUAAGCCGAAUGCAUUUUUUACGUUUUGACGUUUUUUGAUAAAACAAUACCAUUACGAUACCAUUACGAAAUCGUUUAAUAGCAACUGAGUGACACUUUAAACUAGAUAUGUAAAUUUAUUUGUGUAUGUAUAGCUGCGGCCGAAUAAAAAGCAUUCGAUCGCAGUUUUCCUCUGGCAUCCUUCCAGACAGAGGACUCAACUCACUGCUGGCAUCUUGACCGCAACUAUAGGCAUAUGCAAGUAUGUCUACAUACCAGAUGGCACUAUUAUUAUUAUUAUUGUAAACGAAGCGGAUUUUUGAUAUAAAUAUAUAAUAUAAGUUCGAUAAAGAGAA
Molecule: messenger RNA, 1524 nt
Organism: Drosophila teissieri
Lineage: Eukaryota; Metazoa; Arthropoda; Insecta; Diptera; Drosophilidae
Gene: drk
Product: growth factor receptor-bound protein 2
Exons: 6
Coding region: 344-979 (211 amino acids)
Molecular function (GO): protein binding
Source: RefSeq, a predicted model, not a curated record